CUAAACCCUAAUUCACCUUCAACACUUCUGGUUCGAUUGUGCUGCUGCUGCAAGAUGCAGAUCUUCGUGAAAACCCUAACGGGGAAGACGAUCACCCUCGAGGUGGAGUCUUCCGACACAAUCGACAAUGUGAAAGCCAAGAUCCAGGACAAGGAGGGAAUUCCCCCGGACCAGCAGAGGUUGAUCUUCGCCGGAAAGCAACUCGAAGACGGCCGCACCCUCGCCGACUACAACAUCCAGAAGGAGUCCACUCUCCACCUCGUCCUCCGUCUCCGCGGUGGCGCCAAGAAGAGGAAGAAGAAGACCUACACUAAGCCCAAGAAGAUCAAGCACAAGCACAGGAAGGUGAAGCUCGCUGUUCUCCAGUUCUACAAGGUGGAUGACUCCGGGAAGGUUCAGAGGCUGAGGAAGGAGUGCCCCAAUGCUGAGUGCGGCGCCGGGACUUUCAUGGCGAACCACUUUGAUCGUCACUACUGUGGCAAGUGUGGGCUCACCUAUGUCUACCAGAAGCCCACUGCUUAGAGCUGCAUUUGGUUUGAACAAUGUUAGAUUUCUCUAUUUUGCUAUUCGAAGUUUGAAUUUUUGUUAUAUUCGACUUGUGGGGUUGACAUUUUUUGUGUUGAUUUAGUUUUGGUUGAGAUAACAACUUUAUAAUAUUUGCCGUUAGUAAUUUCAUAAUCUGUUAUGCUGCA
This is a messenger RNA of Lotus japonicus, 692 nucleotides long. RefSeq names its product ubiquitin-40S ribosomal protein S27a-like. Gene Ontology annotation, biological process: modification-dependent protein catabolic process; protein ubiquitination; translation. The record is from RefSeq and is a predicted model, not a curated record. The transcript has a single exon. Gene Ontology annotation, molecular function: protein tag activity; ubiquitin protein ligase binding; structural constituent of ribosome. The coding region runs from base 55 to 522 and encodes 155 amino acids. Gene Ontology annotation, cellular component: cytoplasm; nucleus; ribosome. NCBI's taxonomy places the organism in Eukaryota, Viridiplantae, Streptophyta, Magnoliopsida, Fabales, Fabaceae.